Pediculus humanus corporis (human body louse) is the source of this 1608-nucleotide messenger RNA. Its product is annotated as serine/threonine protein phosphatase, putative. The transcript is spliced from 9 exons. Gene Ontology annotation, cellular component: nucleus; cytoplasm. The record is from RefSeq and is a predicted model, not a curated record. NCBI's taxonomy places the organism in Eukaryota, Metazoa, Arthropoda, Insecta, Psocodea, Pediculidae. Bases 1 to 1608 code for a protein of 535 amino acids. Gene Ontology annotation, molecular function: calcium ion binding; protein serine/threonine phosphatase activity.
AUGUUUUCAUGCAAAAAAGAUGUGACGAACGUAUUGUCUGUUUUAAUAUAUUGUCCUCAGGAUAAAACUUUCUUAAUUCUUUUUGAUGAAGAAAGAAAAGAUUUUUGGAUACCGUCAACAAGUAUAGAUGAUGAUUUUAGUUGGAAAGAAAACUUGGAACAUUUUAAAAAAAAUUCACAAUUAAGAAGCUUAGAAAUAUUGGAAAUUACAAACAAUUACUCUUCUGAUUGUCUUAAAAAUUCAAAAAAUAUAACUGGAGAACUUCAUUCUAUGGGACCCUUAACUGAAAUUAAAGAAGGCGAUGUAUUGGUUACUCCAGACAAUUGUCUCGAACCAAAAUAUUUAGAAAUUUUAGAUUCUGCUAACAUUCCAAUCGAAGGACAAUAUAAGUUGUAUGAAGAUUUUUUUUUGCAUACUUAUCCGUGCAUUUAUAUGAAUUUAAGCGCAUUUACAAAAUGUAUAUCAAAAUUCAAAUAUGUUUGCGACACAAAUUCAUUAUUUAAUGCUGCCGAUGUUUGUAAAAGAAAUUUUCUUACAUUUAAAGAAUAUCUAUUAUUAAUAGCAAUUAUGGAGCCCUACACAUCCCAUUAUGGAACUUUGGGAGAAAUAAGAUGUCAAUAUAUAUUUAGAUAUUACAAUCAAAGUAAAAAUGGAAAAAUAAAUUUCAAUGAAUUUAAAAAUUUAUGUAAUGAUUUAUUGCAAGCGAAUAAAGACAAUGAAAAAAUAGAAUCGAAAAAAGAAAAUAAAUUCGAUUUAGCAAAACAUAUUGAAUUUAAAAGAAAUUCUGAAAUGACAUUCGAACAAUUCUACCAUUAUGUUACCCUGUCUAAAAUACAAAAUACAUCUCUUUUACUUCGAUUUUCACAAGAACACUGUUUCACAGCAUUGUCAGAUCAACAAAGUUUUCAAGAAAAUAUCAUUUUUGAAAAAAUAAUUAUACCCCCAGGUUUACGAAUAAAAGAAUCUGAAAGUGAUUACAAGUUAAUCCUUAAACCAACAUUUCUGAAACCAGAAGAAUCUUCUUUGGAAGUAAAAGAUGUUCGAUUUUUAGAAGACACAAUGACAAAAUCAGUACAAGAGGAUUUAAAAAUUUUAUCAAAUAUAAAAAUCACUCGUAAAAGUUCACUUAAUUUAGAAGGAAAAGUCGAUGAAUUGUUAUUGGCAUUAAAAUAUUUUUGUACAGAAGUGUGUCAGAGUCCAAUAUUUUGUGGGGAAGUUGAAUUUGAAGAAAAGGAAGCUUACAGUUGGGGUUCUGCAUAUUUGGAAAAACUAGGAAUUAGUCUCAUGAUGAUUUGUGAGCACCUGAAGGAAAUAUUUAGUAAAGAACCUCGAUUGCUGAGGAUAAAUUCACCGGUUUAUGUCUUUGGAGACUUGCACGGAAAUUAUCACGAUUUAAUGUGUUUGGAAAAAACAUUAUGGAGAAACGGUUUGGAUUUUUUCCCUGCAAAAGUAAUGUUGUUGGGAGAUUAUGUCGAUCGAGGAUCUCACGGUUUGGAAACGGUCAUGUACCUAUUUGCAAACAAAUUAAAAAAUCCAAAUAAGGUGUACCUGAUAAGGGGAAAUCACGAAGUACGGGAAAUACAAAAAAUGUUUACGUUUCAAAGGUAG